Messenger RNA from Lingula anatina, 2025 nucleotides. RefSeq names its product PDF receptor. The record is from RefSeq and is a predicted model, not a curated record. NCBI's taxonomy places the organism in Eukaryota, Metazoa, Brachiopoda, Lingulata, Lingulida, Lingulidae. Gene Ontology annotation, cellular component: plasma membrane. Gene Ontology annotation, molecular function: G protein-coupled peptide receptor activity. Gene Ontology annotation, biological process: adenylate cyclase-modulating G protein-coupled receptor signaling pathway; cell surface receptor signaling pathway.
GUACUGCAACGCGACUUACGACACCAUAUUGUGUUGGCCACCCACCCCUGCUGGAACCGUUGCUAGGCAAUAUUGCCCCCCACUAAGAGGCCUGGAUACCAAUAAAUAUGCCACGCGAAAUUGCACAAUCACAGGACACUGGGAAGGAACGUCCAGCAACGGGGAGGGCUACACGGACUACCUCGGCUGUUAUGACAAGACAGGCUACGAGGCCUAUAAAGCCUACCUGGAGGGGAAGACGCCCGAGGAAAGAAUGGCUAUGAAAGAAAUUGCUAAGAACACGAGAGCCGUGGAGGUCGCCGGACUGGCCGUCUCUCUAGUCGCCUUGGCAGUCUCCCUCUUCAUAUUUUCAUAUUUCAGGAGUUUAAAAUGCAGUCGCACAAAGAUCCACGUGAACCUGUUCAGCGCCAUGCUUAUCCAGGUCCUGUGUCGUCUGGUGCUGUACAUAGACCAGUAUGUGGCUCGUCUUGUGGCGGGAGAAAUUGCGGGGGCCGCCGCUGGAACGUCAGGGACAAUUUCAGAUACGCGGGUCGUCUGCGAGGCCCUGUAUAUUCUAAUGGAGUACACGUGGACGGUGAUGUUUAUGUGGAUGUUCAUUGAAGGCCUUUACCUCCACAACCAGAUCACAGUGUCGGUCUUCUCAGACGGUCCAAAUUUCAAAUUGUACCACUGUAUAGGAUGGGGGGUACCGCUCAUCAUUACCAUACCAUGGGUCAUAACGGUGGCUGUGACGUUACCGCCAACAGAAGGGUGUUGGUUGGGUAUUGAGUUUCUGACUACGUACUGGAUCAUACAGGGGCCACGAUUGGUUAUAUUUGCGAUCAUUAAUCUCACCUUCUUGGUGAUCAUAAUAAGUGUGCUGGUGAACAAGCUAAAGGAAAGUCGGUCUUCAGAGGCGGAGCAAGUCAGAAAAGCCGUAAAGGCCGCCAUCUUGUUACUGCCAUUGCUUGGCAUAACAAACAUCAUGGGGAUGGUGAAACCGCCAAGUGACACAGUCGUUGCCUAUGGUGUCUAUAGUUACACCUCUCAUAUACUGAGCUCCUUUCAAGGAUUCCUAGUCGCGUUGUUCUACUGCUUUCUAAAUGGCGAGGUCCGCCAAGCACUCAGCAAACACUGGGACAGGUACUGGCAGAGAAAGGGACAAUACCGUAGAACAAGCAGAUCACAGUCGUUAUACACGUCAGAGACAGAAGUGCAGUCCACCUUUCCUGGGAAGGGGUUUGUUAAAAUCCAACUGGCAAAAUCAACACAAAAGUCCAAGUUGAACAACGGUGUCCACGUGCAAGAUAAGACUUCCGGUUCCAGCUGUGAGCCCGACACGACAACGCUUUAAUCUUUGUAUAUAUACUCUGUAAUGUCAUCGAUAUCAUUACUCAAACUAUCAUCAUACAUGUACACAUAUAUAUAUAUGUACAUUUGGGACAUUAUGUGAUCGUACGUCUGUGCCAUUGGUUUCGAACCUUAAAAUGUGACCUUGGUUACUUGGUAUUAUACUCGGGUUCAUCACGUGAAAUAUGUUUUACAAUCGGCAGCACAAUGACAAGCGCCGUGUAGAAGUCAUAUUUUCAUCUUUGUAGCAUUCUACGAAAGUAACGCAUUGCGUUGUAGUAUUCGCCGUGAUGCUGUACAUUGUCAGUACUCUAGAUUGAGAAUAUUGAGGGAAACGUUUUGAUAUAUACAUGUAAUAGUAUUACAGGUUGUUUAUUGAAACAUUUUAAGUAGUAUUAAUGCCAAUUAUGUACAUACGCAAACAACUACACACACACACACGCAUGCGCGCACACACACAAACGGCCGAAAUUAAAUUAUGGAUGAUAUCAAAUAUCAAAUAACAAAAAACUAAGAAUUGUGAUUAUAUACUAUGGUAGUUACCAAUGUUAUGUCAUAUCUCAAGUAGUUGCUGUUGGUUAUAUCUCAAGUAGUUGCUGACAAACAAUAUCAGCAAGAACUGUCAAACUACCCUAGGAAAAAAGGAAGUAGCGUCUGUUGCCAAUUCACUCUUCAGUGGCGCAUUUAGGGGGAUGU